This is a messenger RNA of Colletotrichum higginsianum IMI 349063, 1578 nucleotides long. Its product is annotated as Duf185 domain-containing protein. The transcript has 4 exons. Gene Ontology annotation, biological process: mitochondrial respiratory chain complex I assembly. Gene Ontology annotation, cellular component: mitochondrion. Gene Ontology annotation, molecular function: protein-arginine omega-N symmetric methyltransferase activity. The record is from RefSeq and is a predicted model, not a curated record. Lineage: Eukaryota; Fungi; Ascomycota; Sordariomycetes; Glomerellales; Glomerellaceae. Bases 1 to 1578 code for a protein of 525 amino acids.
AUGCAACGUCUACUUUCUCGACGAGCUCUGGCGGCUGGCCUGCGAGGGCUCACCGUGCCCCAUGCCGCCGCGCCUUGCGCGGUUCGAGGGCAUCCGACGGUGCAGGUGUCGAGGGGCUUCUCCUGGACUGUGUCGAGGUGGAUGGAGGAAAACGAGAAGAAGGAUGAGAGGAAAUGGUCCACGCCGCUAGCAAAACAGUUGGCCGAGGCCAUUUCGAUGACUGGCCCUGUUCCCCUUGCGAGCUAUAUGCGCAUGUGUUUGACUGGCGAUAUCGACGGAUACUACACGGGCCUGGCUGAGGAGAACAGGGACCAGUUCGGUUUGAAGGGUGACUUUAUCACUUCGCCUGAGAUCUCCCAGAUAUUCGGCGAGCUGAUUGGCAUCUGGUUCGUCACGGAGUGGUUGAGCCAGGGGAAGCCCAAACGAGGCGUGGAGCUCAUCGAGGUCGGCCCCGGACGCGGUACACUGAUGGACGAUAUGCUUCGUGCAAUCCAGAACUUCAAAGACCUGGCGCAGAGUAUCGACGCUAUCUACAUGGUAGAGGCGAGCCCCCAGCUGCGCGAGACGCAGAAGAACCUCCUCUGUGGCCUUGACGCGCCCAUGACUGAGUCCAAGGUUGGCUACCACAGUGUUUGCAAAUACACAAACGGUCCCAUCGUCUGGACUGAGACCGUCAAGUCCAUCCCGCAGAGCCCUGAGAAGAUGCCCUUCAUCGUAGCGCACGAGUUCUUCGAUGCUCUCCCCAUUCACGUCUUCCAGGCCGUGACCGUCCCUCCUCCACUACCCAAGGAGCCGGCCCCAAGAACUCCUGUUUCCAAUAGACCUUCCCCUUCUGGUGAGACUAAGGGGCCCAAGGAGCCCACCGUCGAGUGGCGCGAGAUGCUCGUCUCCCCGACCCCGCCAGACGCAGCACAUGCGACUAUGAACAUUCCUAAAUCCGAGCAGGGCGACCCGAUUCCUGAUUUCCAGAUGACGCUCUCUUCGGGUCCCACUCGCCACUCGCGGUACCUCCCCGAUACCUCGUCCCGCUACCGCCGCCUCAAGGCCACGGUCCCCAACGCCGUCAUCGAGGUUUGCCCGGACGCCUCGCUCUAUGCCGUCGACUUCGCCAGCCGCAUCGGCGGCUCCGCGAAGCACCCCAAACCUCGGCCCUCGGGUGCCGCGCUGAUCCUCGACUAUGGCACGUCCGAAACCGUCCCCAUCAACUCGCUCCGGGGCAUCCGCCGCCAUCGUCGCGUCAGCCCCUUUUCCAAGCCUGGUCUCGUGGACCUGAGCGCGGAUGUCGACUUCACCGCCAUCGCGGAGGAGGCGAUGCGCGCGACUGAGGGCAUCGAGGUCCACGGCCCUGUCGAACAGGGCGCGUUUCUGAGCCAGAUGGGCAUCAAGCAGCGUGCCGAGGUGCUCGCCCAGCUGCUCAGAGAUAAACACCAAUUCAAAAAGGCACAGGCCAUCAAUGAGGCCUGUGAGCGCCUCGUCGACCGCGGCCGCGGCGGAAUGGGCAAGGUCUACAAGGCCAUGGCGAUCCUGCCUGAGAAUAGCGGAUUGCGACGACCCGUCGGCUUCGGCGGCGAUAUAUAA